GGUCAGCUACUGUCAUUCAAUGACUACAGUACAAGAUGGUCUUCCCUAUAGAACUGCGGAAGCAUCCUCGUCAUCUGAAGUACAAUCUGAACUUAUUAGAAGAGAUACAACUAACGACCACCCUCUCAAAGAUGUAGAUCCUGAUGAGUUUGAAGCUUUGGCUAAAUAUGCUAUGAUGCCAAAGGGGGUCGCUCUAGCAGCGUUUUCUCGGCCUAGCAUUGAUAGAAAUGCUCCACUUCCUGAUAUUAAAUUUGAGUCCAGAAAUCGUGAAGAUUCUACCAUUAGCCUUGAAAGUUUAGAUCUGGACCUACCUCCGCUUGAUGCUUACAAAGUGGAAACAGUUGCCUUUCCUAAAAGUCCUCAAGAGCUACGGCAAAAGUUGGAGGCAUCAGGAGUGCCAUUGCCGUUAGAAUACAGUUCUCCAGUUUCAAGUUCAGAGACUUCUAUCUGCUGCGAUAGGGAUGAGGAUGAAGAGGAUAGGUCCAUGUACCAAGCAUAUCUGUCCCCCGACUGCAACAAUGUUCAGUUAAAAAAAGAUCCGCUCUAUCAAGGAUCUGAAAGCUUACCUGGAUCGAGCUUAAGCAGAAGACGGAAAAUAAAAGUUACUGCGGAUGUCCUUAGUUCUGUUGCAACUGAUACUGAUACUGCAACAGACACUACAUUAACAGAACAAAUGUAUACAGCUCGGGAUUCUUCUGCUUCACCUGGUGGGAGUGAUACCGAAUUAGACGAUACAUUUAUGCCUGAAAUGGACUCACCUGAUGAAUUAGAAGACUCCAUUCUUGAGUGUCUUGACAAUGUUGAGAUGACGCCUGAAGCUAUUCCCGAACUAACAGCUGCUGAAGAGCGAAGUGAGGCAAGACACUGGAGGACAGUGACAGUUGCCGGUGAUGAGCGAAGAAUUGAUAUGAAGGUUAUUGAGCCUUACAAACGAGUUCUCUCUCAUGGUGGUUAUUUAUCAGCUGGGUGCCACAAUGCUAUCAUUGUUUUCAGUGCAUGCUUUCUCCCAGACAAAAGCAGAGUUGAUUAUGAUUAUGUCAUGGAUAAUUUAUUCCUGUAUGUUUUAACCACUUUAGAUCAACUGAUAACAGAGGACUAUGUUUUAAUCUUCCUUCAUGGGGCAACUCGACGAAGUGUUAUUCCAACAUUUCCCUGGAUUAAAAGAUGCUAUCAGUUAAUCGAUCGUAGACUUCGCAAAACACUUCAAGGAUUGUAUAUUGUCCAUCCAACAUUUUGGCUUAAAACUCUUGUUGUUAUGACAAAGCCGUUUAUUAGCUCUAAAUUUAGCAGGAAACUACGGUUUGUUAACUCACUUGAUGAGUUGUACGAUCUACUGCCCUUGGAGCAUGCUAGCAUUCCUGAUAAAGUCAAAAAAUAUGAUGAAAUCAAACGAUCUAUGAGACAGGGUUCAAAUCUCUCACAGACAAAUAGGGUGUAAUAUUAUUUUAUCAGAAGAAAUUAAGGUAGUCCUAUUUGCCUUGACUUGGGCAUUUUGCAUAGGUGGUGUACUUAAAAAGGAAAAACUAGUCAUAUAUUAAAUUCUUUGCCUGUUUUAGGCAUCCAUACAUGUAAAUGAAUACAGUGUGAUUGUUGAUUAAAUGUUCCUAUUGCAUGUGAAGUGAGUCUUAAGCUUUAGAAUUGAUUGGUGCCCUCUGAUUUGCUUUUUCAUUUUGCUGAUAUUUCCAAUCUUACUGCGUGUCUCUGGUUCUGGUAAAUUUUAUUAACGUACGUACCAUGUUAACCUAGGGUAAAGACCCCAACACUUUUCUCUUUCCACGGCCAAUAUCCAUGAAAAAGGUGUUUUUUUAAUAUAUUUUAUCAUUAUAAGACCCAUCCAUACUCUGCUAAUAAAUUUCUAGGAGGCAAGGGGGAGGUCUUAAUGUUCCAGUAGAUUCAGUACUUCAACUAUGUUUUUUUUUUUUUAGUUCCUAGUAUUUUGUUUGUGCCACUCCUGUUUGAAAAAUUAUGCAAAGUCAUUGUGAAUGUACUUUUGCUACUUUUCUCCCUUUAGACUCGUUAUUUUUAUUAAGUUGGAUAAUGAGUUGAAGUUGUCAGUAUUUUUAAUAAUAGUGAUUUACUUGGUUGUGUUCAUGAGAAAAAGAAAUAUUUUUGAGGUAGUAAAUGCACUGUAAAGAUUACUUCUGUAUACUUUUACUCUAGUAUGUAGUGGUAAAUUUUAAAUUUCUAGAAUACUCUUAUUCUAGAUUUGUUGUUGGUGUUAGAUAUUAUUUUUUUUCCAUUGUGUGGUGUGAAAUAUGUGUGCUAUGUCUCCAAUGAUCAUCCUCAAAGUAGUUUACGCCAUGCAAACACUUGUCGAUUCCUCGAAAGAACCUUGUUGAAUAAUUAGUACAAGAACUAUAAUUUAAAUUGUUACUAAAUUUGCUCAGCUCUUGUAAAAUUCUUUGCACCAAAGUACAAAUUACAAUGGCAGCUAUUACAGCUAUCUUUAAAAUUUAUGAGAAAUACACUUACUGUACAGAAAAAUUGGUGGAAACAAUACAGAUAACAUUAUUUGCCAUGUCUUGCGCUGUAAUACUUUGUUCCAUUCAAUGUUGAUGCUCUUGCAUGUUUAGUCAACAGCGCAUUCACAUUCAUCUUGCUUGUGGUCAAACGCCUGGAAAUAAAAUGAGUUACAAAGGA
Molecule: messenger RNA, 2640 nt
Organism: Frankliniella occidentalis (western flower thrips)
Lineage: Eukaryota; Metazoa; Arthropoda; Insecta; Thysanoptera; Thripidae
Product: protein prune homolog 2
Exons: 11
Coding region: 20-1438 (472 amino acids)
Cellular component (GO): cytoplasm
Source: RefSeq, a predicted model, not a curated record